Molecule: messenger RNA, 2928 nt
Organism: Helicoverpa zea (corn earworm)
Lineage: Eukaryota; Metazoa; Arthropoda; Insecta; Lepidoptera; Noctuidae
Gene: Sox21b
Product: transcription factor SOX-21-like
Exons: 5
Coding region: 246-1298 (350 amino acids)
Biological process (GO): regulation of DNA-templated transcription; anatomical structure morphogenesis; cell differentiation
Molecular function (GO): RNA polymerase II cis-regulatory region sequence-specific DNA binding; DNA-binding transcription factor activity, RNA polymerase II-specific
Source: RefSeq, a predicted model, not a curated record
ACGGACGCGCGGAGCUCGCGCUCGUUUGAUUUGCAACACGCGAUACGAUAACGCAAACCGAGUAAAUCGAUCGUGUAAUAACAGUUACUUAUACAAUGACAACAGUUGUUCGUAAUUAUUGAGAAUUUGUUUAUUUUUGCGAUUAAAAUUUGUGUGUGCAGUGCCGGCGGGACUUUGUUUUUUACACGUGAUUGAAAGGCUUCAUCGUGGAUCUGGAACUGCACCAACGUGCCAGCGGCCACUUCAUGAGUGCCGCUGGUGCGAUGUGUGACCGGACCGGCUUCGGGAGCUCCAUGGGGCACUUCCCAAUGGGCCCCAUGUCUGCCAUGGGAGCCAUUGGGACCAUGGGCUCCAUCUCCGCCAUGAACGGGCCCCAACAGAAGAAAGUUCAGGAGGAACAUAUUAAAAGACCCAUGAACGCCUUUAUGGUGUGGUCCAGGCUACAGAGGCGGAAGAUUGCCCAGGACAACCCUAAGAUGCAUAACUCUGAGAUUUCUAAGAGAUUAGGUGCGGAAUGGAAGCUCCUCUCAGAAGACGAAAAGCGUCCCUUCAUAGACGAAGCGAAGCGAAUCCGAGCGAUGCACAUGAAGGAGCACCCGGACUACAAGUACAGGCCUCGGAGGAAGCCCAAGACCUUGAGGAAGGAGGGGUAUCCCUACUCCAUACCGUAUCCCAGCGUGCCUAUGGAUGCGUUGAGAGCUGGUAUGGCCGGCGGAGGCAUGGGACAAGCCAUGGGCGGGUACUACGGAGCUGCGUACGGGCCGCUCGGAGCCAGUAUGGCUGCGGCGGCCGCUGCCGCUGCUCAGCAAAAUGCUAUCAAUGCUGCGUUAACUCCUAAUCCACAGGUCGGUUCUUCAAUGGACAUGUCAAAAUACUCCAUAGAGGCUGAGAAGUACCGCAGCUACGGUAUGUACCCCGAUCCGUCGCGCGGCUACCUGGUGGACUCUGCAGCCCUCUCCAAGGCGUACAUGUACAUGGACCAACAGCAACAGCGGUCCUACCCCGUCGACAUCAGCAAGAUGUACUCAGAAGCCUCAGCCGCAGCCAUGGCAGGGCUCAGCUCCGUCAACUCAGCCCCCUCGAGCCUGUCACCCCGCUCCCCAGCCGAGUCCCCAGACAUGACCCCCAAAGCACAAGACAGGACUGAAGGCUCCUCAUCCUCAGGCUCAAACCCCUCACCGUCCCUCCCCUACUACCAAGGAUCCUCAAGUAUCCACAUGCCGCAAUACCCAGGGCAAUAUCCCCAGAGUACUCAAGGAGGACCAGAGUUCCGACGACCCCUCACCGUCAUAUUUUGACCUGAAACCUAGUUUGUUGUUGUUGAGUUUUAUUUAUUCGUUUAUUUUUAUAGUUUUUCGACUGCGAAUUAUUUGGAGGUUAGUUUUAGUUCCAGUUCUUGGAACGCAGAUAUUAUUGUGGUGACGAAAUUCGAUAUUAUUAUUCGAUGUGAAUUUAAAAGAUUUGAUUCUAUUAUUAUUAUAAUAAAAAGACUAUUAUUCAAUUCAAAAGAUAAAUGUUUUUAUUUUUUAUAUUCCAAUGCGAGUUUUCACGGACUAUUGAUUUCACUCGAUUUUUUAGUCUUUUUAAACGAGUGUUGAACUAUAUUUUAUUUUAUUUUGUGCUCCAAAGUUCCUUCUUGAUUUCUUCGGAAAUAAAUUAAAGUUAUUAGAAAUUAUUAUGUGUAUAGGAAUACGUACUUAUCUGUACAUUGUGAAUAUAGUUAGUUGUUAAAAAAUAGGAGCUGUUUCUUUAUCGAUAAAAAAGUUUUGUAAAAAUUCAUCUCUAGCAAAAAGUUAUUCUUUUUAUUGUAGCAAACUGGUCCAAAAUUAAAAUGUAUAGUCUCAUGAAUAGUCGGAAGGCUGUGCUGGUAUUUGGCAGUUCUAAAAAUAUACAUACUAAUGAAUAGCAGUUUUCUCACCUCAGAAUCACGUCUUUGGUAGUCAGACGGGAAAACACGUAGUAUUGUCUAAAUUGCACCAAAAACUUGUUUAUCGAUAAAAAAUGUUUUUACCAAAAUUAUUGUGAUAAUAAUACAAGUUACAAUUCUAUUAUUAUCACAAUAAUUUAUUGGAUUUAAAAGUCCGAAAAUUAAUUACAACGACUUUUGAUAUUAUUUGUAAAUAUAGUUAAAUAAUUAAUAAUUGUUAUAUUUUUGUCUUUAGAUUCGUACGUGUCAUUUUUGUAAAAUAAAAAUGUUUAAAUGUCAAAACUGCUUUAGAAUAUUGUGAAUUUCUGUAACUGUCAUUUUUGAAAACGAGCUUGUUCUGCUUUUUAUUAUUUUCAAUAAUUAUUGGAUCUGAUUCGAAUUGAUAAUAUAAUUUUUAUUUUGCUAAUAUUUUUAUCCUUUUUUUUAUAAUAAUAAUUGUUGUUAAAAACUUAAACUUAAAUAGAUGUUGUUAACCCGUAGUUUUUAGGGCAGAUUAUUUUAAAUGGUUCCUUGUUUAAAUAAUAUUUACUUGUAACAUUCCUAAAUAAUUAUAAUUUAAAAUGAAUCUGUCGUUUGUAACCAUGGGGUCCAAAGCUUAAAUUUCAAAGUUUUUACACCAAUUAUUGUUGAAGUUUGAUUGACCAUUAUAAUCCAUUAAUUACCUAUAUAUUUUUGAUUAUCUCAUUAUGCUCGAAAUAAAAAAGUCAUUUAUAUUUUGAUCCAAUUUGUUACUGGGAAAACUGUUGGCCAUUUAACUUCAAUUUGCAUUUAUAAGUUGCCAUAUAAAAUAUUAAUUUUCAUUUUGUAUUAUUGCAACCCAGUUUCGAAUAUAUCCUGUAAGUUAAAUACAAAUUAACGUUUUAAUCUUUAUAUUUAGGAACAUAAAUUGUAAUUUAUGGAAAAAUAAGCGUAUUUGUAAAAAUAUGUUGUAAAUUAUAGUCGAUUGUAAUGAUGGGACUAUUAUCUCGAAUAAAAAAUAAUAUACGUAAUUAAAAUAAUUA